AUGGCCGAUAAACGCAUCAGACCAGUGAAACAGAGUGGCCCCGUGGCAAAAUGCGUAUUCAACGCUGUUCCGUAUCAAGUGGAGUUGGGAUCAACCGACGUGCUUCAGGCAGACCAAACCUGGUUAGAAGAGUUUGUGCGUUUACGCCCCAUUAGUCUAAUGCGCCCCCAAGCCGAACGGGGACAAGUUGAUAAUGAAUGGCUAUUAACAGCGAUGAUGGCACAGGCCGCAAAGGUGGACUGGUCGAAUCCUUCUCUGCAAGAAAUGCUUGGACAUUCGGCGGAAAGUGCAGAAUGA
Molecule: messenger RNA, 297 nt
Organism: Penicillium angulare
Lineage: Eukaryota; Fungi; Ascomycota; Eurotiomycetes; Eurotiales; Aspergillaceae
Exons: 2
Coding region: 1-297 (98 amino acids)
Source: RefSeq, a predicted model, not a curated record